ACCAUAUUACAGUUUAGUAGCCCCGCCCCCUCGACGGGUACCGGUGACAGUUUGGGUAAUAAAUCACUUCUGACCUACGCGCUGACCUUUCUUCCACUAAUCAGCGAGCUUGAAGAAACAUACGCCAAAUGCGUUCUAAUUAAAUAUGCGCAUGUCAUUGGUCAAUUCCGGGCUCAACGAUGACGUCAGAAGGAAUGACCAUAUAUAGAACUUCGGUCAAAUGUUGCCGACGAACACUGAUUUGCGAGGUGAGUUCACAGGUUUAUUUUAGUUUGAAAGAGUGAAGACGAAACUCUCUCUUAAGAAGUGAAGUCAAACGAAUGCAUUAUACAUUAGGCGUACCAUUAGGUUUUACAUGCAUGUACGUUCAAGAAAAAGUAAAAGGACACCAUCAGAGACAUAUUUGGACUCAUAGAGUGUAUGGGCAAUGAGUAAUCCGCUCCAGGAACCUAGGUAGUAUUGUAAAUUUGAGGAAUGGAUGGUCACUGUUGAAGAUCAUCCACAAUCUGAUUGCAAGAGAAGCUUGUCACUCAUUUCAUCACCCUCGUGUUUACCGCAUCGCGCGUCCAACUAUCACUCUUAACUUGGUACAUGAAUGUUCUCUGUGAGGCUAUUGGGAAAUCAAUUCACUGAAUUACAAUGUGAACAACCAAAACGGACAUACAUUGACUUUAUCAAGUCAGCGUUUUCUGGACACAUCACUUCACAGGGAAACAAAGUUAGCAUGAGUGAUUCGAGUCAACGAUAAACUCUUCAGACCAAAUACAUCCAGGAUUUUUCAAUAUGAUGAUGGAAUUUAUAUUUAGCAUCCUUCUUAUCGGAACCUUACAAGUGACAUCAUGUUGUUCUAACAUCAAUGGACACACAUUUCAAAUACUGAAAAAUAAAAGAUGUGAAGCCUAUACCGUUAUAGACACACUGUACAACAUUCGCUCGCAGACGAUCUGCCUUGCAAAGUGUGCAGUUUUGGCUGAAUGCGCAGGAGUAAAUUUUGAGAAAAGAUCCACUACUUGUGAAUUGAUUGCUUCGAGUAAGAUAAUAACUUGUCUAUUUACGACAGACGCGGAUUGGAAUCAUGGGUAUGAAAACGAACACAGUCAAGACUGUCAAGCCUUAUGGGAAAAGAACUUCACGCAAGAUGGCGUUUAUAUCAUAAGACCAAAUCCAAACCAAUCGGCGUUUAAUGCUUAUUGUGACAUGCAAGGUGGCGGAUGGACUGUCAUUCAAAGACGUUAUGACGGGAGUGUCGAAUUUCACAACCAAAAUUGGACGGAAUAUAAAAAUGGUUUUGGGGACGUUUCCACUGAGCAUUGGUUGGGAAAUGACCUCAUUCAUCUCAUUACAAAUUCAGGAAAUUAUGAGAUUAAAUUUGAUCUGAUGACUCCAGACAAUGUUUGGCACAAUGCGACAUAUUCUAAUUUCUCAAUACAAGAUGAAAUCGCGGAUUAUGAACUAUCGAUUGGGCCAUUCAUAGGUGGCAAUACAGAUGCCAUCGGGGCUUCCAAUCCUAAACAGGAACCCCAUGGCAUGAAAUUUUCCACACUUGAUGUCGUCAAUGACUUACGGAAUGGUUCAACGUGUGUAGAAAUGUACAAUGGGGCAGGCUGGUGGUAUAACUCGUGCACAACUGUAAAUCUAAAUGGGAAUUACAGCACGGAUGGUGUCUACCAUGACCAUAAACAGGGUAUCAAAUGGAAACCCCUUGCGCCGUCAGACACUAGUGUAUCUUUAAUGGCUACCACCAUGAAAGUAAAACGAUCUCCCUAAUCCACAGAAUUGUAAUUCUGUAAUCCACAGGACAGUGUUGUACGCUUUUGAGUUUUUACAUUGUUUUGCAGAUCGAGCCAGUAGACGUUUUUUGGGGGAGCCCGCCCUUGAAGUUAACUGUUUUACUUUUAAAAUGCCCCUCCUCCUUAGCAAAAGCUGACUACGGACCUGCAGGUCUGGGCCCCUGGCUAGACCCAAACCUUAUGGAACAUUUCCCUCCAUGUACAAAGCAUGCAAUCGAGCAGAUUCUUAAAGUUCAUCAAAUUAUAAACAUAUUAUUAAAGUCUGAUGACCAUCAAAGUGCUUUGAAUGAUUCUCUGGUUCGGUUCUGGUUCGCUCAGUUAUCGACCGUCAUUGUCUAGACAUUUCCAAAUAAAUGGAUGCAGAAAGCUGGUACAAAGUAAAAGUUCUCAUCUAUAUCUAAUACCUUAUUUAAUUGUUAUAUUAAAGUAGAUACAAAUAAAAGUAGAUGGAAAACGCACUUUAAAAUGCACUUAGUUCGCUCAAUAUCACUUGUAAUAAUACUACUCUUAAUGAUAGUACUCUGUUCUCCAAGCAACGGAACAGGCAUAUAAUCGAACAAAUCGCUUUUAAAUUGGACACGUCACAAUUUGGCUCCUGAUUGGAGAUUAAAGGUAAUGUACAUUGAUCACUGGUAAGUUGCCUCACUGGAGCUUCAUGCCCCCGUGACCCUCAGGCCUGAUUUCUUUAAAUGUGUAGUGUACAUGCAAAAUGAUCUUCUAUGACCAAUGGCCACAAAAACAUUUCGGCCCGAUUGGUCGACGUUUAGACCCCCCCCCCUCUACCGCGAUGUUUGUUUUGUAUGGGGUCACUUGGACCUUGAAUCUGCUCAUAUGUAUUUUUGGUUGUAAUAUCGCAUACCCCAGGUAUUAUUGAACAUGAAACAUUGUGACUUAUACUUCAUGUGCUAAUGAGCACUGACUUUU
Owenia fusiformis is the source of this 2714-nucleotide messenger RNA. The record is from the annotation of a GenBank genome assembly. NCBI's taxonomy places the organism in Eukaryota, Metazoa, Annelida, Polychaeta, Sabellida, Oweniidae.